Colletotrichum karsti is the source of this 2193-nucleotide messenger RNA. RefSeq lists its product as uncharacterized. The transcript is spliced from 7 exons. The coding region runs from base 1 to 2193 and encodes 730 amino acids. Gene Ontology annotation, cellular component: nucleus. Gene Ontology annotation, biological process: DNA-templated transcription; positive regulation of transcription by RNA polymerase II. Gene Ontology annotation, molecular function: zinc ion binding; sequence-specific DNA binding. The record is from RefSeq and is a predicted model, not a curated record. Lineage: Eukaryota; Fungi; Ascomycota; Sordariomycetes; Glomerellales; Glomerellaceae.
AUGAACGACACCAGGAUGACAGCAUCCGGAAGCUCUUCAGCUCAGACCUACCCGGGAUCUCCGCAAUCACCCCACACUCGGCCGAAGAGAGUGAACCGCGCCCGUGUUACCCGCGCGUGCGAUCGGUGCGAAAGACAAGAUGUACAGGCUUGCACCCUUGCAGACUCUGUGAAGAGUCAUCGGCAACCGGAAGAACAAGGCUUUACUGCUCAGAGUCAGAACGCCCAGCAACACGAAGACUCCGUCUUCGCGACUUCUGCUGGUGGCCUGAACCCCGAAAGACCCAUCCCACCUCUUCAACAGGGCACGUCCACGCUUGUAGCAGACUCCAGCAACAUAUUCGGCGGUACCACCACAUCCUCCUCGAAUGUCCCGACGGCACUGCCCACAGAGCCUGUUUCCAGGGCUUCUCCAGAGCCCGUCCAAACAGACCUCGAAGGACACUACGUCGGGCCGUCGUCAGGUGUGUCCUUCUUACUGCGCGUCCAGAAACGUCUGGACCAGUCAAUGUCGUUUCCUCAGGGGUCCUCCGUCUUCAACUUCGGAGACGCCCCGCUCCGACAUGUCACCGCCUACUCCGGGGAGAGCCCGCAGGUCUACUUUGACCCCACGUUCUCGUUGUUGCUGUCUCGGAGCCAUACGACGAGUUUAGUCCAGAGGUUCUUCGAUUUCGCGGUGCCGGUGGACCGAUUCGUACACCGGCCGACGAUCGAACGCUGGCUCGACGAGUUCUACGACACCAUGGGCACCAUGCAUGACCGUGAACAAUCCUCUGCUCGCACGGCUGUCUUGUUCAUGGUGUUCGCCGUUGCUCAGGAGCACAUGGUGCCGAAACCUACCCCUGCUGAGGCGGACAUGACCAUCCGAUAUUUCAUGGCCGCAAGCCAGCAACUCUCCCAGGAGCAGGGCAGCAUCCGUCUCGAAAGCGUCCAGGCACGUCUCCUGCAGUGUCUCUGGCUGUUAUCACAGAGCCGCAUCAAUCAUUGCUGGAGUCUCUUCGGAACAGUGGCGCGAUUCUCUUUCGCCAUAGGCCUUCACCGCAACAGGGUCGCAGUUUCAUUGGAUCAGGUUCAGAUCGAGUGUCGUCGGCGGACGUUCUGGAGUGCGUACAGUCUUGAUAACUACUUGAGCACCGCUCUCGGCAGACCAAGGACCUUUCAUGACGACGACAUUGACCAAGAAUUCCCGGCAUCCAUCGACGACGAUGACAUCCAGCCCGACAAGAUUCUCCAACGGCCCAGUCGUGGCCAGUCCAUCAUGUCCGGCCCAGUGGCCUACUCCAGACUAUCCAGAAUCCUCAGCGGAAUCCUCCACGACGUGUACUCCAUCCGCCCCGCCUCCACCAGCGCCAAGUUCUCCUUCACGACCAAGUACACCGCCGACCUCAAGGCCUGGCGGUCCGACAUCAGCCGCUUCCUCGACCCGGACAUGAACGCCGUCCCCCUCGUCAUGAUCUUCCAACGCCAACGAAACGUCCUCAACCUGGCCUACUGGCACACAAUGAUCCUGACGCACCGCCCGCACCUUCUGAGCAACUUCGCCCGCCUCAAGAACGGGAACAGCAGCCAGCGGCGGCCGCGAGACGACGCGCACGAACAGCAGACGAAGGAGAGCGUAAGGGAGUGUCUGGAUUCCGCGAUGAGUAUUGUGCAGACCGUGGAUGAUAUGAUUCAAGCCGGGCAGCUGUACCGCGCGUUCUGGUUUACGCCGUACUUCGCCUUCUCCGCCGCCGUCAUCCUCUACGUCUAUACCAUCCAGACGAAGACCAGCGAGCCGGAGGAGACCUUCCGCCCUUACUACGACGCCGCCGACCGCUGCCAGGCCCAGAUUUCCAAAAUCGCAGAGCCCGGGUCCCUGACGUCCCGGUACUGCCUCAUCCUGGAGGAGCUCCGAGCCGAGGCGACGAGACACAUCUCCUCAUCGAACCCCGGAAACCAGAUCGCUCGCACGGCGGAUCACGCCGCGGCUUUCGACGCCUCGGUCGUGGACGUCGGCACGGACGGGCGGGUCCCGGGGAUGCAGCUCUCAGCGGACGGAGCUGCCGGCCUCGCGGAUUUCAACGUCAGCCCGAGCGACUCCCUGGCGGACUUGACGGGAUGGGGCCAGUUCGACUCCAUGGUUAUUUCGGGACUCAGCGGCUUGGACAGCUUGCUCGACAGCGAGCGGUACGGCUUGGCGCAGCAGGUCUUGUGA